Molecule: messenger RNA, 2079 nt
Organism: Baudoinia panamericana UAMH 10762
Lineage: Eukaryota; Fungi; Ascomycota; Dothideomycetes; Mycosphaerellales; Teratosphaeriaceae
Exons: 2
Coding region: 220-1773 (517 amino acids)
Biological process (GO): carbohydrate transport; transmembrane transport
Cellular component (GO): membrane
Molecular function (GO): carbohydrate:proton symporter activity
Source: RefSeq, a predicted model, not a curated record
UGACUAGCUCCAUCGUGAAGCGGUAGCGUGCACAACAACAUGAACUUACUCUCCUUCGAUUGUUGGUAUUGCUGAGCAAGUGAACAGCUUGUUCUCUACAUCAUCGCUGUUCCGCCGCCGGGAGAGCCUCGAACCAGAUCUGUCAAGCAGACAAGAUUCCAAUUGCGGGGCAGAUCUGUACGAUCCGCAGAUCGCGAGUCCUGCAUAGCGAACGCAGAGAUGGAUACCUUGAAGAGCUUCAUCUAUGACAAGAAGGCGCAAGUCGUCCUCUUCUCCUCCACCGCCAUUGCCCUAUACGGGUACGACCAAGGCAUGAUGAGUCUAAUUAAUACCAACAAGGACUAUCUGUCGACCAUGGGUAUUGCGGAGGAGGAUCCUCAAGUCGGAGUCAUCGUGUCGGUCUAUUACCUUGGCUGCGCCGUUGGAGCCGUCAUCUUCAGCUACCUCGCCGAUCAAUAUGGCCGUAAACCCACGCUGUUCGGCUGCCUGGCCACGGCUAGCUUAGGCAACCUCAUAAUGUUCGUGGCUGGUCUUGGAUACACGCAGGGAGCUCUGCCGGUUAUGUACCUUGGACGAAUAGUCAUGGGUCUUGGCGUAGGCGGCGUUGACAGCGUUGUACCCGUCUACAGCUCUGAACUGUCCUCUGACGAUGCUCGUGGCAAGGCGCUGGCACAGGAGUUCCAGAGCAACAUCUUCGGACUGAACAUGGCCUUUGCGAUCAAUCUUAUCGUCACUGUAACCUUGGGCAAAACGAAUGAAUGGGCUUGGCGGAUACCAAUCAUUCUGAUGCAGGUUUACCCAUUGUCGCUCGUGCUCCUCUUCGAGACGCUGCCCGAGAGCCCACGCUGGUUCAUCUUCCAUGACCGGCAUGAUGACGCGGGCAAGAGUCUGAAUAGAAUCCUAGGCGAGGACGAGGGCAAGAAGAAGCUCGAGGAACUCUCCGAAGCUGCGAAGCAGGAGUCAGACCAGAAGAUUGGUUACAAGGACAUGCUAAACCCGAAGCAUCCUCAAUUCCACCCAACAGUAAUCACCAUUAUGGGCCAGGUUUGCCAGGCUCUAACUGGAUAUGGCGCCGUCUCUGUGUAUGGUCCACAGAUCUUCGAGCUCCUCGGAUACAGCGUGCGGACGUCGGAGUUCUUGACGCAGGGCAAUUACGUUUCGUACUUCUUCCUCAUGACGUUCGCUUGGUUGCUUGUCGAUGCUGUUGGUAGGCGUACAGUGCUGCUAUGGGGCUCUGGCGCGCUCACCUUCUGCUUUUUCCUUCUGACGCUGUUCGGUGGAUUGAGCAUGAACGCUGAUUCGCUCCACCUCAAUCAAAUGGCGGUGGCUAUUCCCGGAAUCGUGUCGCUCUACAUAGCGACCGGCGCCUUCGGUAUUGGUUGGUUAGCAACGAUUUGGCUCAUUCCUACCGAGAUCUUCCCUACCCAAGCGCGCGCUCAGGGUACUGCUAUCAGCGUGGUUAUCUGGGGCUUGGCUAACUUCGCUGUGACGCUCUUGACUCCGAUUUUAUUCAACAACCUGAACUACUGGUUAUUCCUCGUCUUCGCCGCCACCAACACCAUCGCUGGAGUCUGGACGUAUCUGUACAUGCCAGAAUCAGGUGGGCGUUCGUUCGAGGAGAACCAAGAGUUCUUUGACAAUGCCAAGGAGAAGGGGACAUGGCUGGUUGGGAAGAUAAAGAAAGGUGAGUACAAACAAAUGCCGUACCCGAAGAAGGAUGGUCAAGACGGCGAGUCGGCACCGUUGCUGCAGAGGGUCAGAGAGCAGAUAUAAGACGUCUACAGGCUGCAUGAUAGCGAGGCGAUACAUGAGCGAACCAUGAUGCACAGAUUGUACACAUUGUGGGGCAUUUGCAGCGGGCGGGUGAUUGCUUGGUUCGGGCGCACGAUAUCCCAUUCGCGUAAGAGGCAAGGCGGCCUUUGAUUGAGUAAGUAGGAAGCGCGGUCCCAAAAGUCGUUGUUUACAGUUGAUUUCUCUUUAUUCGAGCAAACGUGCUGUUCAAUAACCCAAAUCGUGAUCCACGAUGCAUAUGUAAAACGAAAGUGUGGCGUACAUGCCGUAUCACGAAGUACCACGCAA